Apis cerana (Asiatic honeybee) is the source of this 1407-nucleotide messenger RNA. RefSeq names its product ubiquitin-like protein 7. Gene Ontology annotation, cellular component: cytosol. NCBI's taxonomy places the organism in Eukaryota, Metazoa, Arthropoda, Insecta, Hymenoptera, Apidae. Gene Ontology annotation, molecular function: polyubiquitin modification-dependent protein binding. Gene Ontology annotation, biological process: ubiquitin-dependent protein catabolic process. The record is from RefSeq and is a predicted model, not a curated record.
AUGAGUUCAGAAUUAAUUUUAGGUGUACGUUUAGAUCUUCAAACAUUAACUACAAUUAAAUUAAGUGAUAUUAAUUUUAAGACAAAAGUAGCAGAACUGAAAUAUGAAACAGCUGGAAGGGUUAACCUAUCAAAAGAAUUAUUUGAACUGAUUUAUUGUGGAUGUGUUCUUGAAGAUGAUAUGACUUUAGAAUCUUAUGGUUUAAAAAAUGGUGCAAUGAUACAUGUUUUAAGAAAAAGGGAACCAGAACUACCAUCAUUUCCUAAAUAUAUAUCAGAAGAUGGUAUUUUACAACUUGUAUCUGCAUUUAAGUCCUUCAAAGAAAACCCUGGACUUCGAAGUGCUUUAAGUCGUAUAGGGAAAAAACCAGAAGUUAUGGAUAAUAUUAUUUCAUCUUCUCCUGGAUUACAUGAAGAUACUGUAGCAAUUGCUAUUUUGCAAGAUCCUGAUUUAAUGUCAUAUUUUACAGAUGUAGAUACUGUUCGAAGAUUUGCAGAGGCACAUCCUGUUUUGGUAGAAGCUGCCCAAAAUAUAGCUGCAGCUGUUCAUGCUGAAGCACAUAACAACAUAACUUUUGGCAUCAAUUCUUCAUUGUCUAAUUCAGAAUCUGCUGCUUUUUCUUAUAGUUUAGAUAAUUUAAGUGGUGAUGAAGAAAUGGCAGGGGAUUCUUCUCAGUCUUCAGAUUCUACACAACCAUCAAAUUUAUCUUCUAAUCCAACAAAUUCUGCUGUUACUGUUGCACAACUUGCUGCAGCAGUUUCUAGAGCAAGAGCUGGAAGUUUUCCCCUUUCUGAUUCUUCUUCUUCUACUUCAGCUAGUAGCGCGAAUUCUCGAAUAAUAACAGCAGAAAUGUUUACACAAGCUAUGCAACAAGUUCAUUCACCAUUAGUUUUACCGAGACCGUCAAAUUUACGACGAAUGUUAGCGCAAAUGCAUGAAUUAGGGUUGCAAAAUGAUAGAGUGAAUCGUCGAGCAUUACGUCUCACAAAUCAUGAUUUAAGAGCAGCAAUUGAACUUGUGCUCAGUGGUUUAAUCAAUAAUUAAGUUUAUUAAAUUAGAAUUUACAAUACACUUAUUUGAAUACUAUAUACAAAAAUUGUAUAUUUCUUAUUUUUAUGCAUUAAAUUAAAAAGUACUUUAUAAAAUUUAAAAGAUGAACAAUUUUUUAACCGAAAAAUUUUAAUUACUGUUUUGAUUUUAAAAAUAUUUUUGAAUGCAUAAAAUUAAUAAUAUCAGAAUAGAUAUAUAAAAUAAAAUUUUUGUGUUUUAAGAAAUAAAAAAAAACAAUAUAAUUUCUCUGUUUAUAUACUUUUGAUAAUAUUAUAAUAAUUAUAUUUUAUAUAAUUUUAUUAAUGUAUAUAUAAAACUGAUAAAUAUAAAGAAAUAAUAAAACUAAGUAAUUAAUAA